Molecule: messenger RNA, 1143 nt
Organism: Fusarium keratoplasticum
Lineage: Eukaryota; Fungi; Ascomycota; Sordariomycetes; Hypocreales; Nectriaceae
Product: NAD(P)-binding protein
Exons: 1
Coding region: 1-1143 (380 amino acids)
Source: RefSeq, a predicted model, not a curated record
AUGCCACCCAAAGUUGCAUUCAUCACCGGUGCCAACGGCAUCACUGGGUCCGCCCUCAUCCGGCAUUUGGCAGAAAAGACCGGCCCCGACGAAUGGUCCGAGAUCAUUGCGACAUCCCUGUCACCUCUCCAAUGCACCGUCAAGGAUGAUCGCAUCACCUUUAUUCCUCUGGAUUUCACCAAGGAUGCCAAUUCCUUGAUCCCAGAGAUGAGGCCAGUCUGCGCAAAAGUCACCCACGCAUAUUUCUCCUCCUACGUUCACGAGGACGACUUCCAAAACCUUAACAAGGCCAAUAAAGCCCUGUUUGAAAACUUUCUUGAUUCCCUCCUCGAGGUGGCCCCUAACCUCGAGAGCUGCGUUCUGCAGACCGGGGGGAAGCACUACAACGUCCAUCUCGGUCCUGUUCCUUCUCCUGCCCGGGAGGAGGAGCCCCGGCGGGAGACUUCUAUCGGAAACUUCUACUUCCAUCAGGAGGAUCACCUCAUCCAGAGGCAAAAGGGCCAGAAGUGGCUUUGGAACGUUAUCAGGCCGGAGGCCAUCAUCGGUUACACCGUCAAGCCCAACGGCAUGAAUGAAGCCCUUACCAUAGCCCUGUACAUGAUGGUUUGCAGGGAGCUCGGCGUCGAGGCAAAGAUGCCCACCAACCAAAUAUACUAUGAGGGAUACGACGACAUCUCGGACUUCCGCCUGAUUGCCGAUCUCACCAUCUGGGCGUCGACGCAUCCCCACGCGGGGAACCAGGCCUUCAACGUCACCAACGGCGACUACUUCUCGUGGAAGCACAUGUGGCCCCGCCUGGCCGCCUACUUCGGAGCCAGGGCCAGCAGCGAUCAAGCAUUCUCAAAGCCGCGGCCCGAGUACGGCCAAAGUCAACUCGACACCAGCUUUGAAGAAUGGUCAAAGGACAAGCAGGAAGUCUGGGAGCGCAUCUGCGACAAGGCUGGAUGCCCGGCGGCGAAACCUACCUGGAAGGCCGGGACGUGGGGGUUCCAGGACUGGGUGUUUCAGCGAGGUUGGAAUGCGACACUUAGCAUCAACAAGGCCAGGGCUUUUGGGUGGAAUGGUCACAUUGAUUCCUAUCAGUCUUUUGUUGACGCCUUCGAGAGGUUUGCUGAGCUUGGUCAGCUACCCAAGUUGACUUGA